UGGCGAAAAAUCAAGUCAACAAGCCAAUUGCUAAUUAGCACAGGCUUACCUCGACCGGGUCCGCUGCUCUGUGAUUCUUGAAGGCACAAGAAGUCACAACAAAGGGCACGUAAGGUUAUAGUACUUGGUCAGUUUAUGUGUGCGUGAGUGCAUAUUAAAUGUGUCUGUUUAUUCAUACCACAAUUUGCAGCAUCCUAAGAUAAUGAAGAUUGAUACUGCAAGUAAAUAGUAUGUUCCAAGCCAGAGUCUACCUAAAUGACAUUUGUUGUAGUAUUGCCCCACUUUGUUGACCAGUUUUCGUGUUGUAGAGCUUUUCACGGCUUAGACAGUUAGGAGCUUGCAUGGCAAACUUCAACCUUGUUUGCAUGGCGAUCUUCAACCUUGUCUCUAAUUGAUGUGUGGAACUGGCUGAUGAUCUAUGUCAAAAUAGAUACUGGAGAUAGUGAAUUCCAGCUGUAUGAUGACUUAGUGCUUUUCAUUAUACUCAUCAUCGAUGUACAAAAAAAUAUGCUGCCGGAACAAGUUUGCUGUGAACAAAGCUAGUGCUGUUACUGAUGUACGAAAAAGUCGAGUGCAAGUAAAGAACAAGGGAGUGCAGACAGAAAUUGGGUCACUUGACCAUGAAAUGUGUACAUCAGAGGAACCACCAUUGGAAUACUGGAAGGUUUUGGCUGAACAAAGACGACAGGCUCUUGCUGAAACAUUGCAGGAAAAUGAGGAGUUGCACUCAGAGAACGAGACCCUAAGAAAGAAAAUUGCAGAGUUAGAGAGAAGACUGGAGAACAAGGAUUACUUUGCCAUGAUGUAUCAGAUUGCUUGCAAUGACAGUACACAGGACCAGUAAUAUCAACUGUGGUCUUCAUUCCAGCAUUAUUGCAUUUUUGUUUCCUUGCCAUUUUAUCACUCUUCACAAUAUUGAGGAAUAGUGCUGAAUGAGACAAUAAUAGUACGUAGAUAUAAGCUUAACCUUUGGACGCCAUGGGUAUUCCUUUAAUAAGCAGAAAUCAUGUACAAAGAUAGCCCUAUAAAUAUAAGACAUAUGGAGGCUCUGGACACAAUUAUUUGUCCGUGGCUGGUUAAGUGUAAUGUGAAAAUUCCCUAGUGACAUUUUAGGCAUAACUUCACUGUACAAGCCCUA
Molecule: messenger RNA, 1138 nt
Organism: Geodia barretti
Lineage: Eukaryota; Metazoa; Porifera; Demospongiae; Tetractinellida; Geodiidae
Source: the annotation of a GenBank genome assembly